AUGUACAACCCUCCACUGGAGGUCCCCUGUCCAUUUGUUAAUGGGAGGUUUGUACAGGGCCUGCCAACACAACAGCCCCCUGGGGACGACCCCACACCAAAAAACUCAGUCCACCUCCACACCUUUACCCCUGCCAGGGAGUGCAAGUUUGAAACCUUCACACUGCACGCCCCCAACAGGACGUCAGCACCUCACCCGGACGGGCCGACGACCGAGCCCGCGGACGGAGGCUCGAAGCUGGGGCGGCUGUUCGCUCACCCGCUGUACAACAUCCGGACGCUGGCGCUCGGGCCGGAGGAGGUGCUGCUGCAGAAGCAGCAGCUGAUGGAGUACUACAAGAGGAAGGUGUCGCGCUGGGAACGACACAUGAAGUUCUACAGCGAGGCGGCAGCCUUCUCCAACAUAACGGUGACCGAGCAUCAGGUGAACUUUGACCCCGAGGCCAGCUGGUUAAAGUUCCACCUGGGAAUAAACCGCUACGCACUGUACAGCCGCCAUGACACCAGUGUCUCCCAACUCCUCCACGACAUGAUGGCACUCCCUGUCAUCAGCGCAGAUUACACCCAAGACGAGAAGGCGCUGAAAGGAGCGUGUGACUGUGCCCAAGUGGUGAAGCCCAGCGGACACCACCUGAAGCUGGCUUUGAAGAUGCAGAACUUUGGGAAGGCCAUGUUUAAACCCAUGAGGCAGAAGAGAGAUGACGGGACACCAGAGAACUCGUUCUACUUUGUUGACUUUCAGAGACACAACGCAGAGAUCGCUGCCUUCCACCUUGACAGAAUUCUGGAUUUCCGGAGAGUUCCUCCAGUUGUGGGCCGGCUGGUGAAUUUGACCGGAGAAAUCCUUCAAGUCACUCACAAUGAAGACUUGCGCAGCGUCUUCUUCACCUCUCCUGCCAACAACACGUGUUUCUUUGCAAAGUGCCUGUAUGUGUGUAAGACCGAGUACGCCGUGUGUGGAGGUCCUGAUCUUCUGGAAGGUUCCCUGUCCGCCUAUCUCCCUGGCCUCAGCAUCGCUCCCCGUAUAUCCAUCCCCAACCCCUGGAUACGAUCCUACACCUUCACCGGACGAGAGGAGUGGGAGGUGAACCCAUUUUACUGUGAUACCAUAAAGCAGCUUUACCCCUACAACUCAGGAAACAGACUCCUCAACAUCAUCGACAUGUCCAUCUUUGACUUCCUCAUGGGCAACAUGGACCGCCACCACUACGAGAUCUUCACCAAGUUUGGGGAUGAAGGUUUCCUUCUACACUUUGACAACGCCAGAGGGUUUGGGAAGCACUCGCAUGAUGAAAUGUCUAUUCUGGCUCCAUUAUCUCAGUGUUGUAUGAUCAAGCGCUCCACCUUGUUGCGGCUGCAGCUGCUGUCCCUGCCGCGGUACCUGCUCAGUGACGUGAUGAGAGAGUCGCUGGAUGGAGAUCUGUUACAGCCGGUCCUGACAGAACCGCACCUGCUGGCUCUUGACCGCCGGCUGAAGAAAGUCCUCCGCUCGGUCCAGCGCUGCAUCCGCCGGCUGGGAGAAGACCAUGUCAUCACUAAGGACUUCAUCCGAUCCACUGAGAAACCUCAGACAGCUCAGAUGCCAUCUUCAGAGAGGAGGACGGCCAGUUGUGAGGCGUUGAAAUGUAAGCGGCAGAACCGCGGUGGGCGGGCGGUGGUGUCCCAGGUAAGAGGGAACAGGGAGGAACCUCGACUCCGCCUUCGCUUACCUCGCACGCCAGUGCCAGCGCCAUGCCAUGCCAUGCAGGCGGAGGCGGAGGCGGAGAAGCUCCGUUUGGAGCUGGCGAAUCAAAAGAGGAAAGAGCUGGAGCAGCUGAACAUUGUCCAUGCAAAACUCAAAACAGCCCAGAAGACCCAGCGGCGGGAGCUGCAGCUGCUGCUUGACGUGUACCGCUCAGCACCCAAGGAGCGGAGGGGCGAAGUACAGCCCAUGGCAGCUGCAGCUGAGAAGACCAGGCGAGAGGCAGAGGAGCUCAGGCAGAGGUUGAAGGAUCUGGAAGAGAGGGAGCGGAGGGAAGACAAGAAGAUGGCUGACGAAGAGGCCCUGAGGAAGAUUCGCUCUGUAGAGGAGCAGGUCGACAUCCUCAACAGGACACUUUCAGUAGUGAAACAGGAGGAUGCCUUGCUCAGCGACAUGGAUGUGACAGGCCAGGCGUUUGAGGGCAUGCAGCAGCUCAGGGAGAAGGACAAAGCCAACUUCCAACUGACUCAAGAGGAUUUUACCCUCUUGAAUACCAGCCUAGGAUUUGCAAGCUAUGACCACCUGAUGGCGUUGUGGUUUUUGAUUGAGCCUUCCAUUGAUGAAACGGUCCGGGUCUCAAGAGCCAAAUCAGCUGCCAGGAUGAAUGAAGUGGUCACACGGGCAGUGGUCACUUACUCAUUCUUAAUAGCUGUUUUCUUACCUUUGUGA
This is a messenger RNA of Lampris incognitus (smalleye Pacific opah), 2409 nucleotides long. RefSeq names its product FAM20A golgi associated secretory pathway pseudokinase (gene fam20a). Gene Ontology annotation, molecular function: protein serine/threonine kinase activator activity. The transcript is spliced from 14 exons. Gene Ontology annotation, cellular component: Golgi apparatus. The record is from RefSeq and is a predicted model, not a curated record. NCBI's taxonomy places the organism in Eukaryota, Metazoa, Chordata, Actinopteri, Lampriformes, Lampridae. Bases 1 to 2409 code for a protein of 802 amino acids.